Messenger RNA from Arvicola amphibius (Eurasian water vole), 1386 nucleotides. RefSeq names its product leucine rich repeat containing 39 (gene Lrrc39). The record is from RefSeq and is a predicted model, not a curated record. Lineage: Eukaryota; Metazoa; Chordata; Mammalia; Rodentia; Cricetidae. Gene Ontology annotation, molecular function: protein binding. The transcript has 9 exons. The coding region runs from base 207 to 1172 and encodes 321 amino acids.
GAACUCGGCUGACAUUACUUUUCACUUGUGGUUACAGCCCGACAGAGGAUUUUAGUCAUUUGGAUCCACCUCGUGCUUCUCGCUGGAAAUCAGGAGCUCUGGGUAUGUUGGCUGCAGCCUCCCCCAAGGGUCUUUUCUGAGCGGCCUGUGACCCAGCUUUUCAACACUUGAUGAAGUGGACGAUUUGACUACGAUGUGGAAAAAUCAUGACAGAAAAUGUGGUUUGUACCGGGGCCGUCAAUGCUGUAAAGGAAGUCUGGGAAGAAAGGAUAAAGAAACACAAUGAAGAUGUGAAACGGGAGAAAGACUUUCAGCACAAGCUGGUGCGCAUCUGGGAAGACCGGGUAAGCUUAACCAAGCUGAAAGAAAAGGUCACCAGGGAAGACGGAAGAGUCAUCUUGAAGAUAGAGAAAGAAGAGUGGAAGACUCUCCCUUCCUCUUUACUGAAACUGAAUCACCUACAAGAAUGGCAACUUCAUAGGACGGGUUUGUUGAAAAUUCCUGAAUUCAUUGGAAGAUUCCAGAAUCUCAUUGUGCUAGAUUUAUCUCGAAACACAAUUUCAGAGAUCCCCCGAGGAAUUGGACUGCUCACCAGGCUGCAGGAAUUGAUUCUUAGCUACAACAAAAUCAAGACCGUCCCCAAAGAGCUGAGCAACUGUGCCAGCUUGGAGAAGCUAGAACUGGCUGUGAACAGAGAUCUAAGUGACCUCCCUCCAGAGCUCAGCAAACUGCUAAAACUCACCCACCUUGAUCUGAGUAUGAACCACUUCACUACAAUCCCUCUGGCUGUGUUGAACAUGCCUGCCCUGGAGUGGCUGGAUAUGGGAAGCAACAGCCUUCAACAACUCCCUGACAGUCUAGAAAGAAUGCAAAGUUUACACACAUUGUGGCUCCAGAGGAAUGAAAUAGCUUGCCUGCCAGAAACAAUCAGAAAUAUGAAAAACCUGGGGACUCUUGUUCUCAGCAACAAUAAGCUGCAAGAUAUUCCAGGCUGCAUGGAAGAGAUGGCAAAUCUGAGGUUUGUCAACUUUCGAGACAACCCGCUGAGACUGGAAGUGACUCUCCCUCCCAGUGACAUCACAGAAGGAGAGGAGGAACGGGAGCUGUUUGGACUUCAGUUCAUGCAUGCAUAUAUACAAGAGUCACGGAGAACAGAUGACCAAGUUAAGUGACUCAGAUGCCAGUCUCCCUCUAUACAUUCUGAUGGAUAAAGUGAGUCAAAGAGCCCUGCUGAGAAGGAAUACUUGGAGAACUUGGUGAAUUGUGUGUUUGGACUUUGGAAGUAAAAACAAACAAAAUACCCUGCUAUUUAUAUUUUUGUGAAUAUAAAAAUAUAACUUAAAAAGGAUUAAAUUUUUUUGUUUGCAGAAGACAAGUGGCGUUUAC